This is a messenger RNA of Coregonus clupeaformis (lake whitefish), 1538 nucleotides long. RefSeq names its product PH-interacting protein-like. The record is from RefSeq and is a predicted model, not a curated record. The transcript is spliced from 3 exons. The coding region runs from base 57 to 1040 and encodes 327 amino acids. Lineage: Eukaryota; Metazoa; Chordata; Actinopteri; Salmoniformes; Salmonidae.
ACAGACAGACCAGACGUGUGGCGGACAGACAGAUUGACAGACAGACACGACAAGCUAUGAAGAGGAGGAGGAGUGACUCUCCCUCCAGCAGCACAGCCUCAAGCCCAGAGAGGAAGAGGCGUGUGUCAUCGAGGGGGGUAUCCAGACCAGAUUCCUUGGCCCCACCCACAGCGCCAGCUGCAGCCCCACAGCGCCCCCCCUCCCUGAGACAGAACCUCCCCCUCCGACAGCCCCUCCCCCUCCUCAACGGGAAGGCGGAACCACAGACCUCCGGACGAACACGCAGCGCCAGGACACACACACACAGCACUGCAGCCUCCCCCCGUAACCCCUCCCCCCAGGCUACGGUCCACCUGAAUGGCCACAGUAGUCAGGUGACAGUGGGCGGGUCUACAGGUCGGAGGGGACGGAGACCCAGAGCAGUGACCCCUGAACCCAGUCCUAGCCCCGCCCCCAAGGGUCGCCCUCCCGGCAGGAAGAGAGGCAGGAAGUCCAAACAGGAACUAGAGGCCAUGAGGAGGAGGGGCCUCCGGCAAAGCUCCACCCCCGAGGACAAGCUCAACCAAUCCACAGGUGACGAGGGCGGGACUUCCUCCGCCCAGGGAGCGGCCGUGCUGUCGGGGGUCGGACUUCCAGGAACGCCACAGCGCCGCGGAAGGCCAAGACUGAUCAGGACAGAGGAAGCCCCUCCCCCUUCAAGCCCUGACCCUUCCCCUUUGAGGAGGAGCAGCCGGCGAAUCAACGACGAGAUGACUCCCCCUGCCCAGUCUCUGCACCAAUCACAGCACGUGAAGGUAUCGCCACAGGACGAGACCGACGAAGAAGAAGAGGAGGCGGAACAGGAAGGGGAGGGGUCAGCGGGGUCGAUGCGUACGCGUAACCGGGGACGACGGACGGCGUGCUACACGGAGGAGGACUCCGAGGAGGAGGAGCAGAGACAACUCCUGGUUGAAGACUCCUCCCUCACCUUUGGCACUUCCUCCAAGGGGCGUGUCCGCAAGCUCACAGACAAGGCCAAGGCCAACCUCAUCGGCUGGUAACCAUGACAACCAGCCACACCACCAUUAUUAUCGGAUGGUUACCACGACAAACACACCCUGGUAACCAUGACAACCAUGCAUUUACUUUGGGCUGGUAACCAAGACAGCUACACAGUCGUUACUAUGGGCUAGUAACCAAGACAACCCCCCCACUUCCAGACCAGAGGAGAAGGUUUGUCCGACUACGCCAUGCAGCUGUGAGCUCAUUGGUUGUAGGGCAGGGUGUGAGUGACGUAUCCCCGUCCCUGUGUGUCCAUACUCACCCUCCACUAACAUAGACCAGCCUGAAGCUCCUCUCCCACAAACACCUACUCUCCUGUGGGGUUUGACUUUGGCCCGUCUCCUGAACACACAACCACAUGACCAUGGACACACAUACACACGCUGUGAGUGUGGUCAACAGGACCGUAGACUGAGUGUGCUCUCUGACCGUCUCUCCGACCGUCUCUCUGACCGUCUCUCCGACUGUUCUCUCCGACCGUCUCUCCGACUGUUCUC